Mycetomoellerius zeteki is the source of this 737-nucleotide messenger RNA. Its product is annotated as thioredoxin domain-containing protein 12. The transcript has 2 exons. Gene Ontology annotation, cellular component: endoplasmic reticulum. The coding region runs from base 74 to 601 and encodes 175 amino acids. Lineage: Eukaryota; Metazoa; Arthropoda; Insecta; Hymenoptera; Formicidae. The record is from RefSeq and is a predicted model, not a curated record.
CACGUAAAAUCAAAUGUAACGUUAUUGAAUCAAGUUAAAAAACUUGACAGCCCCCAAUUGGAAUCUAUAAAUCAUGCGUUACGCGAAAUGUCUCGGUUCUCUGAACGUUACUGCAGCCUUGGUCUGUUAUUAUUACAUAUUCGGAAAUGUAAUCGCCGCCGCCGACGAUGAUUCUAAUCGCAAUUCACGCAACUUUGAACGCAUGUACAAAUGGAGAAAUUUACAAGAAGGCUUCCAAGAGGCGAAAAUCUGCCGGAAACCGAUAUUUCUACUAAUCCACAAACCGGGCUGUCCGACUUGUGAGAAAUUGAAGCCCAAAUUCACCAAUUCGAUCAGAAUUCUCGAUCUUAGCCAGCACUUUGUUAUGGUGGGUGUGAGAAAAGAUGAGAUUCCCACGCAAGACGAAGCAAAAUUUCAACCGGACGGAACCUACGUUCCAAGGAUCCUCUUCUUCACUCCGGACGGCGAAUUUAUGAAAGAUGUUUAUAAUCAUCAUCCAAAAGCCGAUGAUAAAUAUAAAUAUUUCUACAAUAAUACAAGUCAAAUAAUAGAUAGUAUGAUUUUGGCAUUGAAACGUUGUUCCGAAGAACGAUACUCUUGAUGAUAAAACGGAAAAGAAGCAAUACUCAAUUUUUCAAUCUGACUUUGCUGCUGUCAUUACAAUGAUAGUUGAACGUAGUUGAAAUAAAUUUAUUUUGUUACAAAAAAUAUAACACUUUUCUUAAAUUAUAGUCAUG